UGGAGUCUCUGACCCCUCUGCAUUAUUGUUGUACAAGUACAAGCUGCUAAACAACGGACAAGAAGCAAAAGGCUUGUUACAUAAACCCUUAAAAUUAUGGAGGAGAAUGUUGUGGUCCUCACUCUCCCACUUCUCCUCCUGAUCCCUCCUUGUGCUGCUUCCCUUCUACUUUUUACUCUCCCCCUCCUCUUGUUCCGCUAAUAUCUUCCUGCUCUUUCUUCCUUCCUUCCUCAUCUCUUUUUUACUAAAAAAGGUGAUAUAUAUCAUCUGGGGUCGAUCCGUUGAUGGAGGGAAUGAGUAAGUUGGACUUGAACAAGCAGAUGGGGGAGAAGCCGCGGGUGGUGGCGGUGGUGAAGAAGGAGGAGGAGGAAUUUGAUGGUGAGCUGCAAGUAGACAGGAAGAAGAAAGGAGGCUUGAAGAGAUCGUUGUCCUCGUCCUUGUCAUCCGGUGGAGGAGGAGGCGGCGCGAUGAGACGGUGUCAGGCGGACAGGUGCACAGCUGAUCUGAGUGAAGAAAAGCAGUAUCAUAGAAAGCAUAAGGUUUGUGACCUUCAUUCCAAGUCUCAGGUUGUGCUUGUCUCUGGCCUCCACCAAAGGUUUUGCCAGCAAUGCAGCAGAUUUCAUCAGCUACCAGAAUUCGACGACACCAAAAGGAGUUGUCGCAGGCGUCUGGCAGGACACAACGAACGACGAAGGAAGAAUCCAGCCGAGUCUCAUGCAGUUGAAGGCUCAAGCUGCAAUGUUGGUGCAGGGACUCAGUUCAAGGAUGUAUGCGGGCAGGUCGAUGACAGCGGAAGAAUUCGGAUAACCAUUCCAGGAAAUUCAAUUCACAAGCAUUUCCAUAUCAGAUAAGAUUUAUAGCAAGCAUGCUCCCUCUCUUCUGUCAGCUUAAUUAGAGAUGUAUAAUUAUUAGAUGUUGGAUACUUGGCUUGUAACAAAUUCAAUUUCAUGAAGUGUGUGUGCUAGGAUUGCUGUUAACCGGCUGUGGGAAGGUAUAAAACUUCUAAGUGAUUUAGCUAGCUCUAUAACUAAUAUAAUUUGCAAGAUUA
This is a messenger RNA of Malus domestica (apple), 1048 nucleotides long. RefSeq names its product squamosa promoter-binding-like protein 3. The record is from RefSeq and is a predicted model, not a curated record. NCBI's taxonomy places the organism in Eukaryota, Viridiplantae, Streptophyta, Magnoliopsida, Rosales, Rosaceae. Gene Ontology annotation, molecular function: DNA binding. Gene Ontology annotation, cellular component: nucleus.